AAACACACACGUGUGUAUUGUGUCAGUCACACAGAAUCAGUGUGUCAGUUUACACUUUUUUUUAAUAUUACUAUUUUUUCUCUUGUGAAAAAAAAUUCUUUCUUUUGAAAAAAAAAUGAGCGAAUCAGCGGUUACCCCAUCGAAUGGGGCAAAAGACGAAGUUGAUGACUCAAAAACCGAAGAAGUGAUCAAACCGAAUUCCGAACAAUCCAACGAUAAUAAGCCGACACAAAUGAAAAAAACCAAGUACGACGGUCGAAGUAAAAAGCGCGCUUGGGUUUUCAAUCGACGUGAUGAUGAUGCAAAGCGUGUACGAACCAAUCCCGAAGAUCGUGUCAAGAGACGAAAGUAUCUAAUGGUAAUGGGAUAUGCAGGCUCGAAUUAUAUUGGAAUGCAACGGAAUCCCGAUGUAAACACCAUUGAGGAAGAACUAUUGAAGGCGCUGUUCAAAAACAAUCUCAUCACAGAAGAUGCAUUUCAACAGCCACAAUAUUCACAUUUUCAACGGGCUGCGCGCACCGACAAAGGAGUGUCGGCUUCACGGCAAUGUGUUUCAUUGAAAUUGCCGGACCAAAUUGAUUUGGAUGCAUUGAACAAGGAUUUGCCAUCGGACAUAAAGGUUUUUGGCGUGAAACGUGUAACAAAGGGAUUCAAUUGCAAAGAUCAAUGUAAUGCAAGAACAUAUUCAUAUACACUUCCAUCCAUUUCGUUUGCACCACAUGAUCAAUCGGUUGAUAUGAAAACGUAUCGAUUGGACGAUGCAAUUUUAACCAGAGUCAAUGAAACGCUCGCAUUAUUCGAAGGUACAAAGAAUUUCCAUAACUUUACGUCACGAAAAAAGUACGAAGAUCCAUCGGCGCGACGAUUUAUUAUUAGUUUCAAGUGUAAGCCACCAUUUAUGGUGGAUGAUGUGGAAUUUUGUAAAAUAAUUGUAAAAGGUCAGAGUUUUAUGAUGCAUCAAAUACGAAAAAUGAUUGGAUUAACAUUGGGUGUUGUACGAGGGAUUGCAAAUAUUGACACAAUCGAAAAAUCAUUCGAAAAGACACGAAUCGACAUCCCAAUGGCUCCUGGAUUGGGUCUGGUUUUAGAAGAAGUGCAUUACGAUGGAUAUAAUGCACGUUUCAAAGACGAUGGACUACACGAACAACUUGAAUGGAGCGAUUUUGAGCCGGCGAUCAUAGAAUUUCGUGACAAUUUUAUUCAUUCGGUCAUUAAGGAAACGGAGUUAAAAGAACAACCCAUGUUAACUUGGUUAAAAACAUUACCGUUGCAUACAUAUGAGGAAAGACCGGAAGACACACUAAAAAGUGAACAGGUCGAUUCUGGAAGUGAUGGCAAGGAAACGACAACCACCACUGAAAUUAUUGAUUCAAUUGCUGAAGAUGAUGAAAGAUAAACUUUAGAUUUAUUCAUUUCAAAACAUUUAUUUCAAGAGAAUUAAAGAUAUAUAUUUUGUUGAAUAAAAAAAAAAGAAUUUUAAUCAA
Contarinia nasturtii (swede midge) is the source of this 1484-nucleotide messenger RNA. Its product is annotated as tRNA pseudouridine synthase A-like. Gene Ontology annotation, cellular component: nucleus. Gene Ontology annotation, molecular function: RNA binding; pseudouridine synthase activity. The record is from RefSeq and is a predicted model, not a curated record. NCBI's taxonomy places the organism in Eukaryota, Metazoa, Arthropoda, Insecta, Diptera, Cecidomyiidae. Bases 116 to 1396 code for a protein of 426 amino acids. Gene Ontology annotation, biological process: tRNA pseudouridine synthesis; mRNA pseudouridine synthesis. The transcript is spliced from 4 exons.